This is a messenger RNA of Drosophila montana, 2171 nucleotides long. Its product is annotated as carnitine O-acetyltransferase-like. Gene Ontology annotation, biological process: carnitine metabolic process, CoA-linked. The transcript has 6 exons. Gene Ontology annotation, molecular function: carnitine O-acetyltransferase activity. The record is from RefSeq and is a predicted model, not a curated record. Gene Ontology annotation, cellular component: peroxisome. The coding region runs from base 169 to 2094 and encodes 641 amino acids. NCBI's taxonomy places the organism in Eukaryota, Metazoa, Arthropoda, Insecta, Diptera, Drosophilidae.
GUCAUAAUAUGUACUUUGGAUAAACAGGUUGACUACUAUUUGUAGUAUUUUGAUUCAUAAUUAUUUUGGAAAUGUCACAAAAUUGUUCGAUCCAAUAACAUCCAAAAAGUGCACAACAACUACAGAAGAGAAGUCGCAAAGAGCGCCGAAGGCUCGCUCAAAUCCGAGAUGAGAUUGCUGAACAGAAGUGUCUUCUGGAACUUGACCAAAUGCUCCAUCAAAGCAAAUCAAAGUUCGAAUGUUCUUGUCAAGCUGCUGCCUGCCAGCUAUGGGAGCAAAAGUUCCGAGCAGCCGCAAAGGCGGCUAAAUACGGCACCAAAGCAGAAUCUUUUGAAAUACCAUGUCUUGCCUCUGGAUGAAACUCUGGACCGUUUCCUGUGCAGUGUUCAGCCUCUGCUGACGCCGGAAGAGUUUGAGCAGCAAAAGGAAAUAACGGAGGAAUUUAGAGACAAAGAGGGCGAUCAGCUACAAGCGUUGCUUGAGGAGGCGGGUAAAAAAGAGUCCAACUGGCUGGCGGGUCGCUGGCUGAAGUCGGCCUAUCUGCAAUAUCGUGAUCCGGUCACCGUCUAUGUGAGUCCCGGCAUGACAUUUCCAGCACAAAAGUUCUAUGAUAAACGUGCCUUCGUUAACUAUACGGCCAAAGUGAUCUUUGGCCUCGGCGAAUUUAAAGGCAUUGUAGAUACUGGUAAAAUACCAGUUGUCAAGAUGGGCAAAAAUGAGCUGGAUAAUAGUCAGUUUGGCAAGGUAUUUGGAACCUGUCGUAUACCACGACGUGGCACGGAUGAGAUUGUAUAUAAUCCCUGUUCCAAACAUGUGGUGGUCAUCUAUAAAAAUCAUUUCUACAAAUUGAGCCUGUACGACAAGAACGAUAAACUGUUGUCUGCUCCAGCGCUGGCCAAACAGUUGGAUAUAAUAAUGAAUGCGGAAAACGAAAUUGGUAUACCCUAUGGCAUCCUCACCACAGACUCGCGCGACAAUUGGGCUGAGGCCUAUGGGCAUCUGGUCGCAAAUCCCCAAAAUAUGGAGGCCGUUCAAACAAUACAGACUUCGCUAUUCACUGUUUCCUUAGAUGAAUGCGUUUCAUUCAAGCCCGAUGACCAGGCCAAUGAACUGAUCCUGUCGCUGAUUCAUGGUGGAGGUAGCAGAGCGAAUAGCGGCAAUCGUUGGAUGGACAAAACCAUUCAACUAGUGGUCAAUCCAAAUGGAAACGUUGGUUUCACCUACGAGCAUUCCCCAGCUGAGGGGCAGCCCAUUGCCAUGAUGAUGGAUUAUGUGGUAAAGAAAAUGAGCGACGACAAGAAGUUUGGUGAAUGCGGCUCCUCUGAGGCUGGUGAUAAGCCACAAAAGAUCAAAUUCUGUCCACUAAACGAAUGCGUUGGGCAAUGGAUAUUCUAUGCUAAACGUAAUGUCGACUUCCUUGUUCAUGAUCUGCAAAUGAAAGUGCUAAAGUUCGAUGCCUAUGGCAAGGAAUACAUCAAAAAUAAGCGCCUAGGUCCGGAUAGCUAUGUGCAGAUGGCCCUACAGCUGGCUUUUUACAAAAUGCACAAGGAACCCGCUGCCCAAUAUGAAUCAGCGCACCUGCGUAUUUUCGAGAAUGGACGCACGGAAACAAUACGCUCCUGCUCGAAUGAAUCGUUAGCCUUUUGCAAGGCGAUGAGCAGCGAAAAUGCAUCUGUGGAGAUGCGCGCCAAACUGUUACGUGAGGCGGUCAGUAGUCAUCAGGCGUAUACUAGACUGGCGCUCCAGGGACGCGGCGUUGACCGUCAUCUGCUGGGUCUGAAGUUGAUGGCAUUGGAAAAUAAGAUGCCAGUACCCAGAUUCUACUCGUCUGUGGGCUAUAAAAAGUCCAUGCACUAUCGUAUGUCCACGUCACAGGUGGCCACAUUGUACGAUGCCUUCAUGGGCUACGGUCCGGCCACACCUGACGGCUAUGGCUGUUGUUAUAAUCCUCGCGAAUGCGAUAUUAUACUCGCAAUCUCUGCGUGGAAAUCAAAUCCUGAUACGGACCCGGACAAGUUUGCACAGACACUAACAAAAGCUUUUCUCGAAAUGGAGGCAGUUCUUGACAAGGAACCCAAGAAGUCCAAACUGUAGUGCCCAAAAAAAUUAUUUUUUACACUGUUGCUUAAAUUUCAAGUGCAAUUAAAGUCCCGCCCGUAUUUUAAUAAUAA